CACAUGUCUUGCCGUCUUGGUGACUGAUGAUGUGACGUUGAAACGAAGUGUGUAACUGUGUAUGUUGUGAAUUAAGUUCGUUAUAAUAUUGCAGCAAGAUGAGUUUGAGUCUGAUUCCUGAAGAGAGAAUACGAGCUAUUGGAUCAGUGUUGAACGACCAGGAAAGGCCGCUGAAAGAAAGAUUUAGAGCAUUAUUCACAUUGAAAAACAUAGGCGGACCUGUUGCUGUUGAAUGUAUUAAGCAAUGUUUUAAUGAUCCUUCGGCGUUACUGAAACAUGAACUGGCAUACUGCCUUGGGCAGAUGCAGGAUCCCAUCGCAAAUCCUAUUCUGAUAGAUAUUUUGAGAGACCGUAAUCAGGAGCCCAUGGUCAGACAUGAAGCAGCUGAAGCACUUGGAGCAAUAGGAUCAAUGGAAGUAUCUGACAUUCUAAGGAAAUAUGUUGAAGAUCCAGCUGUUGAAGUAGCUGAAACAUGCCAAUUAGCUUUAGCAAGGAUUGAGUGGUUUCAUAAAUCCAGGGAACCAAAUGAUCAGCGGAAGAGUCCAUAUGCUUCAGUGGACCCAGCUCCACCAUCAUCUGAAAAUGAUGUACCCCAUCUGAAGAACAUCUUGUUGGAUGAGAAUAGCAGUCUGUUUGAUAGAUACAGGGCUAUGUUUGCCUUAAGAAAUAUUAACACAGAGGAAAGCAUAUUGGCAUUAUGUGAAGGGCUAAAAGUCGGAGGUGCCCUAUUUCGUCACGAGAUUGCUUUUGUAUUAGGACAAAUACAAAGUGCGGUAUCUGUUCCGUUUCUGGAGGCAUCCUUGAAAGAUGCUUCUGAAAAUGAAAUGGUGCGCCAUGAAUGUGCAGAAGCUCUGGGAGCUAUUGCAUCUCCGGAAUGCUUUGAAAUACUAAAGGAUUACCUGCAGGAUCCAAAACGUGUUGUGAAGGAGAGCUGUGAGAUUGCCCUUGAUAUGUGUGAAUAUGAAACAAGUACUGAGUUCCAAUAUGCUGAUACAUUGCUGAAAGUCCAUUGAAUAUAUGAUUGUCAUCAGCAAUGUAUUACAGAUCCAUCUAUGUAACUAUCUAUAUAUGUACCAACUUACCUAUAUAUUGAUAAAGGUAAUGUGAUGGAACUAUUGUAACAUAUGUAACUGUGAAAGAGCUUGAAUAGUGUGAAAAUUUCUGUAAAAUUUUCCCAUUACCAAGUAAAUUUGUGUGACAAACCUCUCUCACUGGUCACAAAAAAUAAAUAAUCACUUGCAAUGCAAAAAAAAUGGCAUUUUCAAUAGAAUUGAGUCAGUGAACUUGGAGACUUCUUAUACCUGAAGAAUGUAAUUUUAGCAGAGGUACACGAACCUUAUUCUAUCCUAAAGGAUUGAUAGUAUAGAAUGUAAUUAAUAAUCAUUGUGCCUUUUUACAAUAUUAAUAGCUUUCAACCUGUUGUUAAGACUCAUUUUGUUAGAUAAUCAAGUGAUAAUAUCGAUAAGUCAGUCUGCUAAUGCACUCAAUGUAAUUUUGAUGAGUUUCUUGGUGUGGACACACUUUGAUAUCUGAUUUCAUUUACAUUUGAGACUAGUGUGUCAAGGACUUUUCAAUGCAUGUAGAUGUGAUAAGUUACUUGAUAAGUAUAUCUUUCCACCAUGUCACAAAAGUCGUAACAUGAGCUGAUGUACAGGAUUUUUACCCAUAGCGUCUUUAACUGUAAUGAACAUUAUGCUGCAUCAAAAAGCAUUCCCGGGCAGAAGAAAUCAGUCACACAAG
Schistocerca serialis cubense is the source of this 1740-nucleotide messenger RNA. RefSeq names its product deoxyhypusine hydroxylase (gene nero). Gene Ontology annotation, molecular function: deoxyhypusine monooxygenase activity. Gene Ontology annotation, biological process: peptidyl-hypusine biosynthetic process. Bases 99 to 1013 code for a protein of 304 amino acids. The transcript has 3 exons. Lineage: Eukaryota; Metazoa; Arthropoda; Insecta; Orthoptera; Acrididae. The record is from RefSeq and is a predicted model, not a curated record.